Messenger RNA from Cooperia oncophora, 1002 nucleotides. NCBI's taxonomy places the organism in Eukaryota, Metazoa, Nematoda, Chromadorea, Rhabditida, Trichostrongylidae. The record is from the annotation of a GenBank genome assembly.
AUGGAGGUCGUCGACAUCAAGCUUAAGGAAUCAAAUGGAAAACAGCUGAAAUGUGCAGCAGAGCUCUCCUCAAUGAGCCAUCGUUUACAAGUAUUCUUUGGAUUGCAGGCGUACCGCAUGGUCGCAUACAGCGCUGUCAUCUUUUCCAUGGCUUCGGUAUUUUCGAUAUGCAUCACUUUGCCGAUGGUCUACCAAUUCGCUGAGAACGCAAAAGCCCGUCUCACAGAGGAAUCUGAUUAUUGUAGGCAAUCUGUUCGGGAAAUUUCUCGUGAAGUGAUUGACCUGAACAAAGUGACGAGGCUCAAUCGUACGACCCGUGCUGCCCAACUUUAUCGCAGACAAGCGUACGCGGAAGCCAGGACACUCUGGCCGGGAGGAAAUCCGGAGAAGCCGCGGACGUCCAGUAAACAAGUGAGUGCCUGGGACUUCCGGAAUCCAGGAAACUGCCCCACAGCGCCUUGUGCGAGCAAAUCACUCUUUCCUCCUGCAAAGCCAUGCCCAGAGAACACCUGGUCCUGCCAGUCAGCCAGGGACCUCCAGGCCAGACGGCAGCACCUGGUGAGGCCAGGAGCACAUGCGGCUGCAGGACAAGCUGGACCUCCAGGACCUCCAGGACCACCGGGACUUCCUGGAAGAGACGGCCAGCCAGGAAAUCCUGGUGCUCCUGGACCUGCAGCUGAGUCAUCCUAUAGUGUUGAAGCAGAACCUGGACCUCCGGGACCUCCAGGACCGCCUGGUCCUCCAGGCUCAGAUGGACAAGAUGGAAAACACCACGGACCAGGACCGGUAGGCCCACCAGGUCCAAAAGGAGCUCCAGGUGCUCCUGGCGCCGAUGGAAAUCCUGGACCUCCUGGACCACCAGGAAAAGCCGGAAGUGCUGCGAAAAAGGUAAUGCCCAGGUAUAUGCCCCAGGUAUUGCGCCUUGGACGGUGGAAUCUUCUUCGAGGACGGCACAAGAAGACGAUAAAUGUUUUGACGUGUACCAUUGACCGAUGCGAAUAA